Molecule: messenger RNA, 1523 nt
Organism: Physella acuta
Lineage: Eukaryota; Metazoa; Mollusca; Gastropoda; Physidae
Product: ubiquitin-like protein 3
Molecular function (GO): protein binding
Source: RefSeq, a predicted model, not a curated record
ACUUUCCCAGAAUUCUUUACUCGAUCCGCCAUUAGAGAUAACAUUGGAAGGAUCCGAAACGAACUAAGUUUUGGCCUGGUAUUGUUGGCCUCCUUUUUAUUUAUGAACAAAUGACGAUUCUCUUGAUAUUUGCAUAACCGUUUUGAGACAGUUUAUUAUUUCUCCAGACUCUACCCUUUAGUUGAAAAGUAUUAGCAGCUUGAAGUACCGUAAGGAAGGGUAGACUAAGUGAACUAAACAGAUCUUUUCUUAAAACAGCAGAAAGUGACGGUCUACCCGGGGUCUACGGCUGAGCUUCUAGGUCUCUGAUAGUUAAAUCCUAAUUGAAUUACUGUACCAAAUAAAUAGACAAGAGGCUAGACUACUAUAUUAUACAUUUGCUAAUCGUGUGAGACUGAGUUACGAAAGGUGGUUCAGUGGUUAGGGUUAGGUUUUUAAGAAAGACCCUUGGUUUUGGACCUGUCACAUUUUUCUGCAGCACAAGAAGUUGGUCUAUUAUUAAUCAAGUGCACUAACAACAUAACAAUAAUUGCUAAUUGCAUUGUAUAUCUUACUUUGAGUCCAGCUGAAAAUAAAUCAGUCACAGGUCUAGAUUCUAGAUCUACCUGUUUUGUCAUUUGUGUGAGUUAAAAGGCUAAAGGAAAAAGCAACUUUGUUAAAGUUUCAAAAACUCAAACUCCCUACAACUGCAAGUUCAAAAUACUGUUUUUGCAAGUGCUGCCUGGUUCAGGUGUAAUCUGAACAUCAGUAAAGUAUAAAACCAAUCAAGUAACUACAAGAUCAAGAGCAGUUGGAAAUAGGCCAUAUUUUAACUUCCUUCACUCAUUCUAGUUUUAUAGUAAAAAAAGAUGGGAACAAGGCACAUUCCCAGUGACAAGAUAAACCUGAAGCUCAUUCUUGUCAGUGGAAAAACCCAUGAGUUUCUAUUUUCACCAUCGGAUUCCGCUGCAGAUAUUGCAGAGCAUGUGUAUAAUCAUUGGCCGGAAGAUUGGUCAGAAGAACCCAUGCCAGCAACAAAUAUAUUGCGGCUCAUUUAUCAAGGAAGAUUUCUGCAUGGAAAUGUAACUUUAACAGCUCUUCAGCUCCCUACAGGUAAAACAACUGUGAUGCAUCUUGUAGCGAGAGAGAAUCUCCCAGAACCAAAUAAUCAAGGCCAGCUAAAGAAAGACAAAAGUGGCGAGUCAGGCUGUAGUAAUUGUUGUGUCAUACUUUAGUACAACACAGCCCAGACACAAACAAGUUAAUUUUUUUGUCAGUUUAUUUAUCUCAUCAAAUGUAAACUUUUCAUUGCAAAUUAACUCUUAAAUCUGCAAGAUCAGUAAUCAGGUCACAUUGACGAAGGAGUGACAUACACAAAAAUUAUAGUUGCUGAUCAAGGCACCAAUCUCUUUCAUGUUGUUCCCAGUAGUCUGUUACUUACUUUAACUCUGCACUCUGGUGUAGAUAAUGACAGUGGGAGUAUUGCAACACUGGCAGUGUUUCCUCUGACCUAGUAUCUGCUAAAACAGAACCAAAAUACGUCG